AUGGGUGGCAUGAUUAUUACAGGAUUCGAACGAGGCAACCCGAUGAACGUCCUGGUACGAGGGCAGUUGUGUCUACCGUACCGCGGCUUGCGAUCAGACACUACCAUCUACGAUUCUAACGGGAAACCAGUGGAUUUGGCGAGGGACCAGCUGGUCGAAAAGCUCUACAACGACUGUCUCGAUCGUGUCAGCGAAUUCAAGUUCAAGUCCCAACCAUCGAAACUCAUUGAAGGUAAUAGGGACUUGAUCAACGAGGGUCGAGAUGCUGUCAGUGACGGCCACAGAACCAUCCAGCAGACCGAAGAAGCCGCGGCGGCUCUACCUCACGCACCGCCCGUCUCGCAGCAGAAUGUGCCGGAGCGUGUCAACUUAGUGCCCGUCUCUUCUGACAAGCUAACAGGGCGCGUCCAUAUGCAACCGGGGACGCCGGGGAUCCUCAAGGCGGGAGAGAAGGCCAAACUCAUGGGAUGGACCCUGAAGAACGGAUCGACCAAUGAUUCCAACGUCGAGCUUAGCGAUGCUACGAACUUACCCGAUGCGACACUGGGCUCGGUAUUCGAUGAGGCCGUCACUCAGUAUCGCAACAUCGUCGACCUGACGGCUCAAGACCAUCGCCUCGUCAAUUGGCAUGUCGCCAACUUGGAGUACAGCAACGCCACGAACAUGUACAAUCUUAGCUUGGGCGGCUGGGAUAUUGACGCAGGUAACGAGUGGGAAGGCAAACACACUAUGAUUGUGGGCGGGUAUCAAAGUGUGCCGAGGGGCCUAUUGCAUUGCCCUACACCUCUGGACGUGCGAACAAAGUCUGCCGUUAAGAAGAUCACCUAUGAUACCCAAGAAAAUGGCCGGGCUACUGUUGAGUGCGAUGAUGGAACAACUAUCGAGGCCGAUUACGUUGUCUCGACGAUCCCGCUCGGCGUAUUGAAACAGGGCAACAUUCAAUUCGACCCGCCCUUGCCAGAGUGGAAGACAGAUGCCAUUGACAGAAUUGGAUACGGAGUCCUCAACAAGGUGGUUCUGGUUUACGACGAACCCUUCUGGGAUACUGAGAGGCACAUCUUCGGGGUGUUGCGAGACGCACCAAACCGCCACAGUCUCAACCAGAUGGACUACAUUUCGCGGCGAGGACGCAUGUUCCAGUGGUUCAACGUCACCCAGACUACGGGUCUGCCGUGUCUUGUCGCCCUGAUGGCAGGCGAUGCCGGUUUCGACACGGAGUACAACAGUAAUGAUAGUCUCGUCGCCGAGGCCACGGAGGUUUUACGGAGCGUUUUCGGCUCUAAGGUGCCGUUCCCUGUCGAAGCGAUCGUUACGAGAUGGUCAGCCGAUAAGUUUGCCAGGGGAAGCUAUUCCUCUGCCGGGCCAGAUAUGCAGCCCGGAGACUAUGAUGCGAUGGCCCGCCCCAUCGGCAACUUGUUCUUUGCCGGAGAGCAUACAAUAGGAACGCACCCAGCUACCGUUCACGGAGCAUAUCUGUCAGGACUGCGCGCCGCAUCGGAGGUCUUGGACUCGAUGCUUGGCCCCAUUGAUAUCCCGACUCCCUUGGUUCUUACCAAAGAAAGCGCCUCAAACAAGCGCAAGGAGAUGGAAGGGCCCAAGGAUCCCGAGCAGGCACAUUUGGAGGCUUACGAAAUAGCACUAUGGGAACACAUCAAAUCCAAAAUCGGCGAGGCACCUGCCGAGCCGCCAAAGGCCAAAGGCAGCGCAUUCAACCUGUGGAGCAGAGCCUUCUUCGAAGUCGCCCGACAGAAAUGUGAAGAAGAGCGCGCGCAUAGAAAGAGCUCCAAACCCAACGAGGUGCGCGUCAUGCUAUCCAAGAUGUGGAGGACGGCCACGCCCGAGGAGAAGAAGCCAUUUGAAGAUCAGGCCGUCGAGCUGAAGGCUGCGCAUGCCGAGGCCGUCAAGGUCUACGACGAGAAACUGGCGCAGUGGAGUAAGGAUUAUGCUCAGCUCAACGCGGCCUACCGCGAAGAGCGUCCGUACGUCCCCUUGAAGGACGAAACGGGGGGGACGGGUACUCCCAAGGAUGGCAGCGCCAACAAGCACCGCCGGACCAAACACGUCAGCUAUGCCGAAAGCGACGGUAGCGACGUCGAAUUUUGA
Molecule: messenger RNA, 2103 nt
Organism: Colletotrichum karsti
Lineage: Eukaryota; Fungi; Ascomycota; Sordariomycetes; Glomerellales; Glomerellaceae
Product: flavin containing amine oxidoreductase
Exons: 1
Coding region: 1-2103 (700 amino acids)
Molecular function (GO): oxidoreductase activity
Source: RefSeq, a predicted model, not a curated record